UCGACGGCGGAUGACAGCGGCGGCUGAGCUCCGGAGGAUCACAGAAUACGCCGCCGGCGGGGAAAACAGAUGCGUUUGUGCCUCAGUGUGGCUAGCUAACGUCGGGGAGCUAGUUCAUAUGUUUCACUAUUUGAUAUCACUAUCUCGGGUUUGACGGGAGAUACCGGAAAAGUUUGCCGAACAGUUAUUCGUCGUGGUUCGUUAGCCAAAAGCUCAACCGGAGACCGGACGGGACCAGCCCUGGGAGCCGGCUAGUCACACCCUUGUCUGGGGGGAGAGGACCCGGUCUGCGCAGCAACCUUACGUCGCUGUGCGCCACGUGUGCGACGGUGUGUAAUUCAAGCGCACCCCAGACGGAGGGGCUAACGGCUCGUGGAUAUGACCGACUCAUCGGCAUGGUGCGGCCGGAGGAGAUAACCCCGAACUGUCUGUCAGCCGGGCAGCCUCGCGCCGAGUCCGGUACUCUGACGUCACACCGCGUCCCCCGGGAGCCAUGAACAGCCCGAUGUUCACGUUCGUCACGCGCGACGACAACAGCUCCGUUUACGCGGAAGUCUCCAAAAUCCUCCUCUCGACCGGCCAAUGGAAGCGGCUGAAGAGAGACAACCCUCGGUUCAACCUGAUGCUCGGCGAGCGCAACCGACUGCCCUUCGGUCGCCUGGGUCAUGAACCGGGACUGGUGCAGCUGGUGAACUACUACCGAGGAGCAGACAAGCUCUGCAGGAAGGCCUCCCUGGUGAAGCUCAUAAAGACCAGCCCCGAGCUGUCCGACUCCUGCAACUGGUUCCCAGAGUCCUACAUCAUCUACCCCACGAACCUCAAGACCCCCGUGGCCCCGGCUGCAAACGGCAUCGGCCACCUGAAGAGCCACCCCAAGACGGACGAGCGGGAAGUCUUCCUGGCCUCCUACCACUCGAAGAGGGAGAGCGGGGAGGGCACCGUGUGGAUCGCCAAGUCUUCAGCCGGAGCUAAAGGUGCUGGGAUCUUGAUAUCCCACAGCGCCACUCAGCUGCUGGAGUACAUCGAUAACCAGGGGCAGGUGCACGUCAUCCAGAAGUACCUGGAGAAGCCGCUGCUGCUGCAGCCGGGGCAGCGCAAGUUUGACAUCAGGAGCUGGGUGCUCGUGGACCAUCAGUACAACAUCUACUUGUACCGGGAGGGCGUUCUGCGGACGUCCUCCGAGCCCUACGACAGCUCCGACCUGCAGGACAUGACCAGCCACCUGACCAACCACUGCAUCCAGAAGGAGCACUCGCACAACUACGGCCGCUACGAGGACGGCAACGAGAUGUUCUUCGACGAGUUCCGGCUGUACCUGCUGAACACUCACAACGUCACGCUGGAGGCCUCCGUGCUGCCGCAGAUCAAGCACAUCAUAAAGAGCUGUCUGUCCUGCAUUGAGUCCACGAUCAGCACCAAGCACCUGUCCUACCAGAGCUUCCAACUCUUCGGCUUCGACUUCAUGGUGGACGAGAGCUUCAAAGUCUGGCUGAUCGAGAUCAACGGAGCUCCGGCCUGCGCUCAGAAGCUGUACCCGGAGCUGUGCCAAGGCAUCGUGGACGUGGCCGUCUCCAGCGUGUUCACCCUGAGCGGCGACUCCUCCUCCUCCUCGUCUUCCUCUUACUCUUCCUCCCCGUCCUCCAGCUCCAGCUUCAGCACCACCACCAGCUCCUCCUGCUCCUCCCCCAAGCUGAGGGGGCCUCUCAACGUGGGCCCCUUCACUCGGCUGUAAGCGCCUUCUCCGUCCCGCUCGGCCCUCGGUCCUGACCCGAGGGGUCCGGAGCCGGGGAGCGAGUCCUUCUUCCCGCAGGCCGUCGCCGAGCCUCAGAACGGACCUCCUGGUCCCGAAGGUCCCCGACGAGGAGAACCCCGACCCGAGGACAGAGUCCACCGCCGACUGUAGUGCCUUACAUGUGCGGCCUCGCUCCCCGGGACUCGUCCCUUCAGCCUUUGCACUGCUGCCGGUCCCUGAGGUCGCGACCCGUCCACAGGAGUCACCUCGGAACCAAACACUCGGCUUCUGAGAGCAUCCUGAAUGUUUGUAAUUCUGAAAGCUGUUUUUCUCAUCGGAUAUGAUUUUAUUAUUAUUCUUUUAUUGUUGUUGUUUUUUAUUGCAGCUUGUCUGCAGCCAUCUGUUACCCGGAGUUUCAUUUAGUGAAGUCAACAGUUUAAAACCUAAAAAGACUCAAACACAAACCUGACUGGAGGUUUUCCUUGAGAUCAACGUUCCUCUGACGCAUUGAGACAAUCAUGUCCUACCACGUGUCCCUGACCUCUGACCUCUCCCGGCAGAGGGUACCACGCGUCCCUGACCUCUGACCUCUCCCGGCAGAGGGUACCACGCGUCCCUGACCUCUGACCUCUCCCGGCAGAGGGUACCACUCGUCCCUGACCUCUGACCUCUCCCUGCAGAGAACUCCUCACAAAGUCCUCCAGCUGAUGGUGUGUUCAGGUUGUGCUUGUCAUGUGAAGCAUGUGCUUGUGAAAGCAUGCAGUAGGAUCCUCAUUUAAGCCCCUCCCCCCAACAUGUGACCUCCUGUAAGAAGAGCUGCCCCCCCCAUGUCUGUCUCACUUCUGCCGUCUGAACAAGAGGAUUAGAGUCCAUAAAUCUGGAUUAUUAAUCUGAACCGUCGUGAUGAAGGUUGAGAAGACGCCGAACUGACGGAGGAGUGACGAGCCCCACCAAAGAGAAGAGGCUCUUCAUCGCUCUUCUUCACGCACUGUUGGAUUCUCAUUCAGUUGAAAUGCUUCACGCCACUUGUCCUUUGAUGUCUUUGUAAAUAGAGACAUGGGACCUGGAUGUUGGACGGCUGAGCGUUGAACUCCAGCUCGUUCAGAACGAAAUCAUCGUUGUGAAGUUGUGAGGAAGAACCUCCUCUUCCUCCCCUCGUGACGACGUGGGAGUGAAGAACACCCAGCGGCGCGCUGCAGGUUUUAAACGUGGUGUGUUCUGGUAGAUAAAGGAAGUGACGGAGUUAUAGAGCAGUAUAUAUAUAUUUAUAUAUAUAUAUUAAUACUUUUAUAAUAUAUGUUUAUAUAUAAAUAUUUAUAGUCAUGUAUAUGUGUAUAUGUAUGUAUAUAAAUAUUUAUAGUUAUAUAUAUGUAUAUAAAUAAAUAUUUAUAGUUAUAUGUAUAUAAAUCUAUUUAUAUAUAUGAAUAUUUAUAUAUGAAUUAGGGCUGGGCAACGAUUUUUUUUUUUUAAUCGCGAUUAAUCGCAUGAUUUCCCUGAUUAAUCACGAUUAAUCGCAUUUGUAUACGCAAAAUCCAAUAAUUAAUUCAAAAGUAGUGUAUAGCGCACUUCUAUUUUAAAUGUUCUGCCAUAUGAACUAAAGUGCCAUAAAAUCUGUCAGGACAUUGUCCAACGCAGUGAUGCAGAGACACUGAGUGAUGUCCAGUCGUCCCCAUGAGAGCAACAGGGUGCACGUUGUAAAGCUGUCCUCUCCUUUUCAUAUAACUGGUGUAUUCUCCGUGUGACGUGUGUCUUGAGGGCGUCUCAUACCUGCCGUCAUUUGUUGAGAUUCUCAAAAUGUUUCUCAGACCGACGUCUUCCACAAUCCUAACCGGCCUGCAGUAGCUCUCCACUUCGCUGUGGCGUUGGUUCUCUUCUCUUGGUUGAUCUCCUCCCUGCAGUCUGUAGCUCUCCACUUCGCUGAGGCGUUGGUUCUCUUCUCUUGGUUGAUCUCCCUGCAGCGUCGUCUGCCGAAGCCUCGCUCCACUGUGUGUUUGUUGUAUGAUUUGCUGGCAUCAACGAUGUGUUUAGCAUUUAAAUGAUAUUUAAGACUGGAAGUCCUCCGGUGAUAAGACGAUUCAUUCAAGAUUCAAGAUUCAAGAUGUUUUAUUUGUCACAUACACACACAGGGUGUGCAGUGAAAUGAAAGUGGCAAUGCUCAGCAGGAAUGUGCAAGGGCAACAAGUACACACUAUUUACAAAUAAAAAACAACACAAUAUUUACAGUAA
Messenger RNA from Pseudoliparis swirei, 3958 nucleotides. It is a transcript of the gene ttl, whose product is annotated as tubulin tyrosine ligase. Gene Ontology annotation, biological process: protein modification process. Bases 494 to 1732 code for a protein of 412 amino acids. Lineage: Eukaryota; Metazoa; Chordata; Actinopteri; Perciformes; Liparidae. The transcript is spliced from 7 exons. The record is from RefSeq and is a predicted model, not a curated record.